CGCUCAGCCGCCCCUCUCCAAAUAAAUCAGCACCAUGACUACUUCUGGGCAUGGAACAAAGAGGAUGCUCUCCCGGGGCCCCGCGCUGCUCCUGGCGCCGCUGCUGCUCCUGUGCCGAGUGGUGGAGAGCCGAGGAGGGAUCAUGGACAGCAUCCAGAGAUUCUCCAACCUGCCAACCUAUCUCCCUGCAAACCCCCACAUCUCCAAUGCUGAUACUUUCUUCUUCCUCAAGGAAGCCAACCAGGAUAUCAUGAGGAACUCCAGUUUGCAGUCCAGGGUGGAUUCAUUCUUUAUAUACAAAGCCAAACAGCCACCUGUCCUAAAUGCCACGUACGGACCCUUUUCUGUUGAACAACCCGUUCCCUUGGACCUCAUGCUGACUUCUGCAUCUUUUGGUUUCACAAAUAAAUUCACUUUUAAUUGGAAAUUAAAAUCCCACAUAAUCAACAGCUCAAUCUAUUCCAACAAACCCAAAAUACAGACCCUGUUCUAUAUAGCAGGGAAGGACUGGGAUGACUACGACUCCGAGGAGAUGCUGCCUUGUGUGAAGAUGUUUGCUUUCCUGGAGUCCAGAGAAGUGGUGGCCAGCUGCAGAUUGACAGGCCACCUGGGAUUAUGUGUGGUGGAGCUGGAAUUGUCUCCCAGCUGGUUCAGCUCCCCUCCACCCCUGCUUUCAGAGGAAACAGCCUCCCUGGAAGGGAUUACUGUGGAGCUCUUCUAUAAGAUUUAUGCAGUGGAUGGGGAAUGUUCUCCAGAGGAUGCAAAAUGGGAAAACAAUAUCCAUGCAGGGGAAGAGAAUGAGCACCAAGCUUUGUCAGCCAUGGAGAGGAUUGGUAGCAUCGUUGUUUACCCAAAUCAGGACAAAUUAAAGCAGUCUUCGCUGAGGGUGGAUGAAAAUAUCCUUAUUCACUUACCACUCAGCCCGGUCAGAGAGGGGGACAUUGUGACCUUCCAUGUUUUCCUGGCUGAUUACUCGCUAGCAGACCAGUUUGUAUUAAGGAUCAGGACGGCCCCGGGCGUGAGGAUCUCGGACAUCAGGGUGAGCGACGCUGACCAGUGGGGAGUGCAGGAGGAGACGGACAGCGCGCGGAGCACGGCCACGCUCACCUGCGUGCACAACGACCCCGGCGCCAUGGACAGAGCAAACAUGACCUCCUACGAGAUCCUGCAGAUGGAUUUUGAGGUGGACAACGGCAGCAGCCUGGCAGGGGCCCAGCAGAUCACCUGGCAGGUGGAAUACCCGCGGGACGACUCGGUCAGCGAGCUCGUGGUGUCCGAGAUCUUCGUCAGCCGCACCAUGUUCGUGGGCAUCGUGCCCCUUGCCAUGGACACAGAAAUCCUCAACACAGCCAUCCUGACGGGCAGGAUGGUGGCAGUGCCAGUCAAGGUGGUGGCCGUGCAGGAGGACGGCUCCGUGGUCGACGUCUCUGACUCCGCCGAGUGCAGAUCUGCUGAUGAAGACGUGGUCAAGGUUUCUGAGAGCUGUGACUCCAUCUUUGUUAACGGCAAGGAGAUGAAGAGCAAAGUGGACACCAUAGUGAAUUUCACGUACCAGCAUUUCACCACGCAGCUGGAGGUGACGGUCUGGGUGCCGCGGCUGCCGCUGCAGAUCGAGAUCUCCGACACCGAGCUCAGCCAGAUCAAGGGCUGGAGGAUCCCUGUCACCUCCAACAAAAGGCCCACGCGGGACAGCGAGGAUGAGGAGGAUGACGAGAAGAAGGGCAAAGGCUGCACCCUGCAGUACCAGCACGCCCUGGUGAGGGUCCUGACGCAGUUUGUGGCCGAGUCCUCGGAGCUGGGGGGCCACCUGACCUACCUGCUGGGCUCGGAGUGGCAGUUCGACAUCACGGACCUGGUGGCUGAUUUCAUGAAGGUGGAGGAGCCCAAGGUGGCCAAGCUGCAGGAGGGCCGGGUGCUGGCUGGGCGAGAGCAAGGCAUCACCACGGUGCAGGUGCUGUCCCCUCUCUCGGAUUCCAUCCUGGCAGAGAAGACAGUGAUAGUUCUGGACGACAGGGUGACCAUUGCUGACCUGGGGGUGCAGCUGGUGUCAGGCCUGUCCGUGUCCUUUCAGAGCAGCAAAGGGAACAAGAGAGCCAUCCUUGCCACCACCUCUGCCCACGACAUCCUGCGCACUCCCAAACAGGAGGCUGUGGUGAGUGCUUGGGUUCUGUUCAGCGACGGGGCGGUGACGCCCUUGGACAUCUACGACUCCAAGGACUUCUCCAUGGCCAUCACCUCCCUGGAUGAGAUGGUGGUGUCCUCACACCAGAGCCUGCAGUCCCUCUGGCCCGUGGUGGUGGCAGAAGGGGACGGGCAGGGGCCCCUGAUCAAAAUUGAGAUGGUGAUCAGCGAGCCCUGCCAGAAGACCAAGCGCAAGAGCGUUCUGGCCAUGGGGAAAGGAAACGUCAAGGUGAAGUUUGGUCAGAAGGAUUCGGACCAGAAAGGGAGCACCAACGACAUCGAAGAUGUGGAGAAAGAUUUUAAAAGCCAUGCCAGCAAUGCCAUAGAGAAAGCUGCAGAGCAAGAGAGGACAGCACAAGACUGGUCCAAAAACCACGAGGACGUGUCCGGUCCUGAGGACAAUGCAAACAAAAGCACAACUUUCAUCUCUCCCAUUGAUCAGGAGUCCCUGGAGGAUGGCCAGCUUCAAAACAACCCAACUGCCUUCACAGGUUUCCCUGCCCAGGUAGAAAUACCAGGAGAAAGCAAUCCCAGUGACCUCUCAUUGACUUCCAGAGGAUUGACAGACCUGGAGAUUGGCAUGUACGCUCUGCUCUGUGUUUUCUGCUUGGCAAUCUUGGUGUUUCUGAUUAACUGCGUGGCGUUUGCUUGGAAGUACAGGCACAAAAGGUUUGCUGUGAGUGAGCAAGGCAACAUCCCCCAUUCCCAUGACUGGGUCUGGCUUGGAAAUGAGGUGGAGCUCCUGGAAAACCCAGUGGACAUUUCGCUCCCAUCGGAGGAGUGCACUACCAUGAUUGACAGAGGGAUGCAGUUUGAAGAAAGCAACUUUCUCCUUAAUGGGAGCUCUCAGAAGACUCUUCAUAAUCAUAUCCUCAGAUCUUCUGAGUACCUUUGUGAAAAAGAAGUUAAAAGUGAACCUAUAAAUCCUUCUGGGCCAAAGCAGAAGCGAGUAAAAUUCACUUCAUAUACAACAAUACUGCCAGAGGAUGGAGGCCCCUACACCAACUCAAUUCUAUUUGACAGUGAUGAUAAUAUUAAAUGGGUAUGCCAAGAUAUGAAUCUUGGUGAUUCCAAGGAACUUAGGGACUAUAUGGAAAGACUGCAAGACAAUAUGUAAAACUACUUUCUUAUGUUUGUAAUCACCUUUAUGCCUUCUGUUUAUGGAUGGUGGAGCAGUCAGUCCAGUCAGCAAUAGGAACAAGACAGCCCAACCCUGGAGGUCCUGAGAUGAUAACCUGAUGGCAGAGAGCAGGUCCAAGAGGCUGGCUGAGUUAAUCCUGUUUCACCACAAACCAGGAUGUGCCCCUAAAGCAGCUCCCUGUAGGUGCUGGAGGUGUCACACACGAUGGCUGUUGCUGUGUACUGCCUGGUUCGAGCAAAAUGCUGAUCCACCUGCGCUCAGACUCAGAGGAGACUCCAUUUGUUGGUCAUCUCUCAUGAGAAAUGGUCAAUCAGAAAAGAAAGGGAUGUUUGUUUGCAUUGAUUUUUUCUAGUCGUCGUCCUUUGUAAAGCACAGUGGACAUUUCUUGCUCACAGCCUGAGAGGAGGCUCACGGAAAAAGGGAUUGGAAUGAAUCUCAUUUUAUUGCCUAUGUGCAAUGCAGCCAAGUAGUCUUAUUAUUUUUUACAGAUAUAAAAAACCCCAUGUGGUUAAUUUCUUCUUAUAUUGUUUGUGAAUUUUAUUUGACUUAGGGAACAUUAAAUAUUUUCUUUGAAGGGGUUUGGUUUUUUUUUUGGUUGUACCAAAGUGUAGUACAGUAAUAUUUAUAAUGAUUUGAGUUUUUUAUUCAUCUGCUUCAGCCCCCAGAGAUACCUCCUUCAUCACUGAUUAUCUUCCUCCUUUCCAUAUGGGUCGUUAGUAUUUGAAACAUAGAAAGGAAUUAGAACUCUUACUGGGAAAGGGUUGUGUCUUCUUACAGGGAACUGUAAAUAUAAUAAUAAACCCUGGAAAAUAAAAAUCAAGGAGUAGCCCUGGGUUCACUUUUGUCAUUGCUAAUAUGAAAAAAUAGCCUGUAAAAAAACCCAGUACAUACUUCAAAGGGAAAUGCUUUGCUAAAACAGUAGCUUGGCUGACAAUACCUGUUAUUAUCUGAGUGGGAAAGUCAAAUGUGGCACUGGAAUGCAUAAAGUGGGAAGGAAAAUGUCGUAGGAAAUAAGCAAAGCUUGGAGUCACAGUUUCUCUAUGCUAAUGAAUCCACUGGGGGUAGAGUUCAGCAGGCCAGAGAAGUUCAUGCUCAGCAGCCUUGUCUAAACAUCCCUGGCCAUGAAGCCAUUAAAGAGAAAAACUUGACACCAUUUCCAUUAAAAAGGGAAGAAAAGACACAUGGGGACUGCAGCCACACAAGGGACUACCCAAUUUUAUCAAGGAGAGCAAAGCUGCCAUUUCAUAUGCAUCACAUCUAUUUUUUACUGAAGGAUGGCUCAGAUAAAUUGAAAAUUACAGUUAGGAAGAACCUGAAUCUACAGAAUACUUAAACCCCCCAAAUAAAUCUCAUGUUCUUGUGAUGGAUCCUGUGCAACAACCACAAGAGCCAAAUUCCAACUGCCUUACAUACUGGAGCUCCCAUCCUUUAGGCAGAUCAAAGCAAGAUUUGAAUUUCUAUAUAAACCAGAAAAUGGUAGGAAAUUCUGCAUUUGGGUCCUAACCACAACUGGGAACAUAUUUAAUGUAACUGUAGCAAAAUACAGGAAUUUUAACAUUGAGACUAGAAGCGAGGACACCAGGCUUAUAUAAGUGAUUAGAGACUUGCUUUUGCUGGCACUGAACUGCACAGGGAGGAGAUGGCAUCUGUUAAAAUCUAAUUUUGAGGAGAGAAAAUAAUAGAGCACAGAUAUGCUUCUGUUUCAUAAGGGAUGCAGCACUUGUGCGUCAGAUGAAGUCUUGGGUUGUUUAACAAAUGUUCUCUCCCCUUUCAGUGAUCCAGGAAAUAAGGAAAGAUGAAUUCCUACAAUGAUCCUUAUCACGAACAACAUAAAAACCCUUUUUAGAAUCUAACUUCUCUUUCCAAUGCAUUAUUUGGCCCAACCAGAGAGCAGAACAAAAACCCCCUAUUUACUAUUGUUUGCACAAUACACUGACCCAAACUGACCUCAGAUUGAUUGACUCUUGAAAUCAGAGGAACCAAGCUCUGCUGGCAGGUGCAGAGGGCAAAGCGCCCGAAGAGCAAAGCCUCAGUGAGCCAGCGAGGCCGUGGCCUCACAGAGAGCUGUUUCUUCAUGGAAGUGUUUCCUUCCACUCCCUCUGAGGCUCUGUCUCCUCAUGGAAACCUUUCCUUCCAUUCCCACUGAGGUUCCACUUCCUCAUGGGAACCUCUCCUUCCAUUUCUGUGAGGCUCCUGGUGGAAACCUUUCCUUCCAGCCCUGUUUUGGGUUCCAUUUCCUCAUGGAAACCUUUCCUUCCACUCCUGUUUUGGGUUCCAUUUCCUCAUGGAAACCUUUCCUUCCAGCCCUGCUUUGGGUUCCAUUUCCUCAUGGAAACCUUUCCUUCCAGCCCUGUUUUGGGUUCCAUUUCCUCAUGGAAACCUUUCCUUCCACUCCUGUUUUGGGUUCCAUUUCCUCAUGGAAACCUUUCCUUCCACUCCUGUUUUGGGUUCCAUUUCCUCAUGGAAACCUUUCCUUCCAGCCCUGCUUUGGGUUCCAUUUCCUCAUGGAAACCUUUCCUUCCACUCCUGUUUUGGGUUCCAUCUCCUCAUGGAAACCUUUCCUUCCAGCCCUGCUGAGUUUCCAUUUCCUCAUGGAAACCUUUCCUUCAACUCCUGUGAGGCUCCUGGUGGAAACCUUUCCUUCCACUCCUGCUUUGGGUUCCAUUUCCUCAUGGAAACCUUUCCUUCCAGCCCUGCUGAGGCUCCAUCUCUCAGCUGGAGACUGUCCCUUGGAGGAUCCCAAAGUUCAGGGGCUUCCUGCUGACACCCUAGGGUGUCCCUGAUGCCCAGCCCCUGGCUGUCCCUCAUGCCUGGGCACUCAGGGAGGGGCCAGAGCCACCAGGGGACACCUCUGGCCUUUCCAGAACUUUCCUGGUGCUCCUGGGUCUGGCUGACCCCAAACCCACUGGGGCAGGAGGUCACGGGUGCCUGGGGCUGUGUUCCAUGUGCCACUGAGGGUCAGCUCCUCAGGGAGGUCUGGGUGGCUCCGUGGCUGAAUUUGGGCUGGUUUUAGAGCCACAGAGGUGGUGUCCUCCUCUGCCCAAGCUAAAUGACAAUUCCUGCCCAUCAGGAGGAGCACAGCUGCUGCUGGGAACCAGUUAAACACUGGAACUGGGGACAGCUGUCCCCAAAAAGACCCCAAUCUUCAAAUCUUGCAAUAGGGGGAAAAAAAGAAAGGUCUGCAGGUUCAUAAAUUUUCUUUUUCUUUUCCAUCACAUGUCAUCACAUGAAAGCUCUUACAUGGAAAAUGGCAAUACAACCAUGGAAAAAAGCAAUACAGAAAAAGAGAGAAGAAGUGGGAAGAGAGAACUCUCUAUUUUCAGUAAAACUGGGAUAACACCAAUAAAGUGGAGUUAUUUUAUCCUGGUUUGAGCCUUUAUGCUACUUCUCGUAAGAUGAAAGGAAAAUCUAUUCAACAUGAAUGUAUCUGAUGCAAAACAGUUCUGAGUUGAUAAUUUCCUUUUAAAUUAUCUCAAAUUUUAAUUUCAAAAUUAUGGCAUACUCUAUAAAUUUAAGCAAAUUCAAUUUUAAAUUAUUUUAAACAUCUCCUCCCCCCCGAUUUUCCCACUCACCUAAAUAUUUUUCAGUAUUGCUGUUAAAUAAAAUAUUUUAUUUAUGGAAUAUAUAAUAUUCCACUUUGCUGUUAACUGAACAGCAUUUACACAUUGAUGAAAGAGUCUCUGCUUUUGAGAGAACAAAGCAAUGGUAGCCAAGUGAUCAAAAGGCACAAAAUGUAUGUAUGUAAGUACGUGUGCAGGAAAGUAGAAUUGUCUGCAAAUAGGAGCAGAUGAGUUAGAAUGCUGCUUCAGUAGGUGCCUAGGGAAGCAAUACCUGUGAUUCAAAAAUACCAAACCAACGCCAUCUCUGACUGCUGGGGGUGCAGAGGGGGCUCUGCUGCCCUCAGGCUGUGUGAGAACAUCCCACAGGAGAGCCCAGAGCAGCCCUGUGGGCACAGAGGGGUUAACGGGACAUGCAGAGCAGCCCCGUGGGCACAGAGGGGUUAAUGGCACACGGGGCGCUGCCAACUUUGAAAACAAAGCUGGUGGCAGCCCCCAGCCCUGCCAGGGCAGCAGGGACAGGGUGUGCCCAGGACAGGGAAGGGAGAGCUGCCAGUUCCCAUGGGCAGAACCUUUUGUUUCCUUCACCCCACAGUGCCCAGCCAGGGCUCCCUGUGCCCCUUCCCCAUACUUGGGGUCCCUGCCAGCUCCUGGGGCUCCUUGUGCCCCUUCCCCACCCUUAGGGACCCUGUCCUGUUCUUGGAGCUCCCUGUUCCCCUUCCACACCCCUUAGGGACCCCUUAAAGACUCUGCCCAAUUCUUAGGUCUCCCUGUGCCCCUUCCCCCACCCCAUAGGGACCUUUGGGGCUCCCCGUGUCCCUUUUCCACCCCAUAGGGACCCUGCCCCACUCUUGGGGCUCCCCGUGCCCUUCCCCACCCUUAGGGACCCCUUAGGGACCCUG
Melospiza georgiana is the source of this 7781-nucleotide messenger RNA. It is a transcript of the gene TMEM132B, whose product is annotated as transmembrane protein 132B. Bases 35 to 3298 code for a protein of 1087 amino acids. NCBI's taxonomy places the organism in Eukaryota, Metazoa, Chordata, Aves, Passeriformes, Passerellidae. The transcript is spliced from 9 exons. The record is from RefSeq and is a predicted model, not a curated record.